Messenger RNA from Drosophila bipectinata, 2258 nucleotides. Its product is annotated as large ribosomal subunit protein uL13m. Gene Ontology annotation, molecular function: zinc ion binding; metallopeptidase activity; mRNA binding. The record is from RefSeq and is a predicted model, not a curated record. Gene Ontology annotation, cellular component: mitochondrial large ribosomal subunit; ribosome; cytosol. Gene Ontology annotation, biological process: proteolysis; translation; peptide catabolic process. Lineage: Eukaryota; Metazoa; Arthropoda; Insecta; Diptera; Drosophilidae.
UUAACUUUUUUCUGUCAACCUCGAAGAAGAAGAACUCAGGCACAGCCGAGAAAUAAUUGUUGAUUUUUGUUAAAUUUUUCUAUUAAACAUUCUUUAAAAUGUCUAUUGCCAAACGUGUGCAGCAAUGGGCAACGUUUGCACGAACUUGGCACAUUUAUGAUUGCACCUGGCAGAAUCCAUUCGAGUCGGCGAAAUUGGUUAAAACACACUUAAUGGGCCUGCAUAAACCCAUUUACCAUCCUAUGAUCUCCACUCGCGGCUUCUGCAGUUCACAUCGUCUUCUACCGAUUUACCAGAUUCAGAAGCGCAACAUGGGUCGUUUGGGUACCGUGGAUCCUAGCUCCUACUCGCAGCCAGAUUUGAUUACCACUGAACACAGUGUCCUCAACUGGAAGGUGGACUUUGCUGCCACUAAACUCCAAGGAAGUGUCCUCCAUAAGUUUAAUGUGCUAUCGACGAACUUGGAGCAGAUUAUCCUGGAUGUGCGUGAUAUUAAUGUUACCAAUGCCACGUUGCUGGCCGGAGGCAGUCAACUCCCAAUCAAUUUUUUCAUCAGCGAUCCCGUGGACGAUAUUGGCCAGAAGCUAACAUUGGAGUUGCCAUCUGGAACGGCUAAGGGCAGUCUCGAGGUUCUUAUUGAUUAUGAGACGUCCAGCAGUGCAAGUGGAUUGCAGUGGCUUAGUCCCGCACAGACUCUGGGAAAGGAGCAUCCCUACAUGUUCUCCCAGUGCCAGGCUAUUCACGCUCGUUCAGUGAUUCCCUGCCAGGAUACGCCGGCUGUAAAGUUCACCUACGAUGCCUAUGUUGAGCAUCCCAGUGAAUUGACAGCUCUGAUGAGUGCUAUUAUCCAAAAGAAGGAACCUGGAAAGACGCAGUUUAAGCAGGAUGUGCCCAUUCCAGCCUAUCUGGUGGCCAUUGCCAUUGGCAAGCUCGUAUUCCGUCCACUGGGCGAGAACUCCAACGUAUGGGCUGAAGAGGCCAUUGUUGAUGCCUGUGCCGAGGAAUUUUCCGAAACGGCCGUCAUGCUUAAAACGGCUUCCGAUCUGUGUGGCCCGUAUGUCUGGAAGCAGUACGAUCUGCUGGUGAUGCCUCCCUCGUUUCCCUUCGGCGGCAUGGAGAAUCCUUGCCUGACUUUUGUUACUCCAACUCUCCUGGCAGGCGAUAAAUCUUUGGCCGAUGUAGUGGCUCAUGAGAUUGCUCACAGCUGGACUGGAAACCUCGUGACCAACAAGAACUUUGAGCACUUCUGGUUGAAUGAAGGAUUCACUGUGUUUGUGGAGUCAAAGAUCGUUGGAAGGAUGCAGGGUGCUAAGGAGCUGGACUUUAAGAUGCUCAGUAACCUCACUGACCUGCAGGAGUGCAUUCGUACUCAACUCGACAAGACACCUGAGCUGACCAAACUGGUGGUGGAUCUGUCCAACUGUGGACCCGAUGAUGCCUUCUCCUCAGUGCCUUAUAUCAAGGGUUCUACUUUCCUGCGCUAUUUGGAAGACUUGUUCGGCGGCCCAUCUGUGUUUGAGCCCUUCCUACGCGAUUACUUGAAAAAAUACGCCUACAAAUCGAUUGAAACCAACGAUUUCAAGAGUGCCUUGUAUGACUACUUCAAGGACACGGACAAGAAGGAUAAACUGGAAGCUGUUGACUGGGAUCUGUGGCUGAGCAGUGAAGGCAUGCCGCCCAUUAUUCCCAAAUUCGAUGAAUCCCUAGCCAACGUAACCAAGGAACUGGCCCUGUUGUGGAGCUCCAAGUCGGUUGCUGAGCUGAAUGAUAGUCCUGACAUCAAGAAAACCAUUUCCAUUCAUCAACUGAUUGAUUUCCUGGGGAAACUCAUUGAGAGCAAGGAUAUUGUUGAUUUGACCGAGAAAAAGAUUGAGCUCCUAGAGUCCACCUAUAACUUGAAGGCGUCCAAGAACGCCGAGGUUCGCUUCCGUCUAAAUCGUCUAAUUAUUCGUGCUCGCUUGAUCAAACGUCUGGACGAGAUCAUUGCCUUUGCCAACUCGAACUUCCGCAUGAAGUUCUGCCGGCCCAUCUACCGCGACCUUGCCGGUUGGCCAGAAGCUAAACCCGCGGCUGUUCGCAAUUUCGAAAGCGUCAAGGAUCAGAUGAUGGCUGUGUGUUCGCACACCAUCGAAAAGGAUCUGGGAUUAAAAUAAAUUUAAGUCUGAAAUUAUGCAUUUCUCAAAAACUGGAAACGUAUGCAUUAAAUUGUACAUUUACAAGUAUAUUAUCGUAACGUUGAAUUUAAACUUUGAAGAACC